CCCCCCCGGUACCCGGGGAGAAGCGGAGGCAGGAGAGCAGUGAUCCCUGUGUCCUCACUGCCCUGCCGGGGGAGGGGAAGCCGAGAGAAAGCUUCCCUGUGGUGUGGUGCAGCCCGGGACUCAGCUGUGAGUGGCCGAACUGACGGGGUGACACUGCCCUGCUACCAGCCUGGCCCCAUCCCACCGCCAGCACCACGCCGUCCCCUCUGUCCCCUGCCAAUGCCAGCAGGUGGAGGCUGCACGCUCCGUCACUGCCCCGGCAUCCCGAGCGUGAGACCGGGCUGUGGGCCCCGCCGACUCCUGCGGGACAGUGGCCAUGGCGGCUGCUCUCUCCACCGGGGCGAUCGUGGCAAUUUCUUUUAACUGUGUCAUCGCGUUGCUCAUCCUCAUCCUCUUCCUCAUCCUCUGCAAAGCCUGCAGGACCCCCUCAUGUCCCAAGAAGACCCCGGCUUCUGAUGUGGAUGAGUCAAGGAAUGAAGAGAAGUACCUGCUGCAGCCCUGAUCUGCCUGGGGACUGGGGUGUCUGAAGGAGUUGUGCCAGGAGUGGAUGCCUGUGCUGCGACUCGAGUGCUGGACCAGGCACGAUGAAAGCUGACAGGACACCCAACUGCUUGCAGGG
Ficedula albicollis (Collared flycatcher) is the source of this 619-nucleotide messenger RNA. RefSeq names its product energy homeostasis associated (gene ENHO). The transcript is spliced from 2 exons. The record is from RefSeq and is a predicted model, not a curated record. Lineage: Eukaryota; Metazoa; Chordata; Aves; Passeriformes; Muscicapidae. Bases 317 to 502 code for a protein of 61 amino acids.